AUGCAUACCGGAGUCCAGCUCUGUGGGAGAAUGGAGGCCAACGCUUCCACUCUCCUGGAGGAUGAUGAUCUCUCCUGUGCUGUAUGUAGAAAGGUCUUCUCUGCUCCCGUGGUUCUCAGCUGUCAUACCUGUGGCUGUAGCUUCUGCAAUCUCUGUCUGGAUGAGUUCUGGGAGCAGCAGGGUUCUGAAAUAUGUCCUCUGUGCAUUAUCGACUACCCUGGAGGUCCUCAGAGAACGUGUGAGGAACACAGGGACAAACUGAAGAUCUUCUGUGUCACAGACCUGCAGCCUAUCUGUGAUUAUCAUUGGUCAGUUGACCAUAAGGAUCACAAAGUGUACCCAAUAGCUGAGGCAGUGGUGGACUGCAAGACAUCCCAGAUGGAGCGUAUCAUUCUUCUGGAAUACGCUGGCCCCACCAGUCUUGUGACUUAAAUUAAAUGAAUUAAAUGAUCAAAUGAUUGCAUCACCCUCAUCAAAAUGUUAUUGGCUGUAUAAGGCAGACCCCCUUGCAUCAUCAAUCUGAAGUGCCAAUCUCCACCUGUCCAACAACACUGAUCUCAGAACACUGCGUCAAUGAAAUGGGACUAUCACUCACUCUCUGGUCUUCCUCCAAAGAUAUC
Messenger RNA from Oncorhynchus mykiss (rainbow trout), 620 nucleotides. The record is from RefSeq and is a predicted model, not a curated record. NCBI's taxonomy places the organism in Eukaryota, Metazoa, Chordata, Actinopteri, Salmoniformes, Salmonidae.